GACUCAAUUGAGAGAGAGGGAGAGGAGGUCAGCAGUUAAAUGCAUUCACUUGUGUUGAUUAUACUGCAUGUGAUCUGACACUCCGCAAGCCAGACCUACUUAGUUUCAAUCAGACCUUGUACCAUUUACAUUACAGUGGUAUUUUAAGUGACUCUAAAGGGUGAAAAAGUAGUUUUAGUCGAAGUUCUGCUAUCUUCUCAGUUAUUCAGUUUAGAUUUAACUGUGCGACUCCUCUUCUGUUUAUAAAGCCAUGGGGAAAAGUUGCAGAGUUAGCAGGCUGUGCAUUCUUUCCGUGGUCUUAGCCCUAGUCUCCAUAGCAACCAUUGUCACGUUGUGGACUAUUGCCCUGACAGGAGAAGAUGAUAUCACAGCUCCUUGGGACAGCUAUCGUCUCUCCAAUGCUUUGGUCCCUGACUACUACAACAUCACUUUGUGGCCUCGUCUCAGCUGUGACCCAAACACUGGCCUCUACAUUUUUACAGGCCAAUGCACUAUGGAGUUUGAGUGUGUGAAAGAAACAAAUCUGAUCCUAAUCCACUCCAAUAAACUCAAUUACACCAAGAUGGACAACAUGCACUUUGCCAGGCUCGUCGCUUCAGGCGCUGGGUCGGCUCCCAGUAUUAAGUCUACGUGGCUGCAGUCUGAGACCCAGUAUCUGGUUAUUCAGCUGAAUAGUAAAUUAACUCUGAAUCACAAGUAUCAGCUGUACACUAAUUUCACUGGAGAACUAGCUGAUGACUUGGCUGGCUUUUACAGGAGUGAAUACAAAGAAGAUGGAAUCAGAAAGAUUGUUGCCACUUCUCAGAUGCAUCCAACUCAUGCAAGAAAGACUUUUCCCUGUUUUGAUGAACCAGCUAUGAAAGCUGUUUUCCAUAUAACUCUAAUCCACCCACCUGGAACUAUUGCCCUGUCCAAUGGCAUGGAAGGAGAUAUUGUUAACACCACUAUUGAUGGAGCAGCUGUGACAAAGACCACGUUUGAGCCUACCAGGAAAAUGUCCACCUAUCUACUGGCCAUUGUCGUCUCUGACUAUUCACACGUCAAUGCUACACAAGGAGAAACACUGAUCCGUAUCUGGGCUCGCAGGAUAGCCAUUGAGCAAGGACAGGCAAACUAUGCCCUCAAUGUAACUGGACCCAUACUGGACUUCUUCCAAUUGUACUACAACUACUCCUACCCUCUGCGCAAGUCAGAUCAAAUUGCUCUACCAGACUUCUAUUUUGGUGCAAUGGAGAACUGGGGUUUGGUGACAUACAGAGAAACCAACCUUCUCUAUGACCCUGUAACCUCCUCCAACAGAAAUAAGGAGACCACUGUCACCAUCAUUGCUCAUGAAUUAGCCCACAUGUGGUUUGGUAACCUGGUGACUCUGCGCUGGUGGAAUGAGGUCUGGUUGAACGAGGGCUUUGCUUCAUAUGUGUCUUACCUGGGUGCUGACCACGCUGAGCCUGCAUGGAACUUGAAAGACAUGAUAAUACUUGAUGACGUCCACAGGGUGUUUGCAGUUGAUGCCAUGACCUCCUCUCAUCCUCUGUCUUCUAAAGAAGACAGUAUUAUCUUACCAGGCCAGAUCAGUGAGCAGUUUGAUGCCAUAUCUUACAGCAAGGGUGCAGCGGUGUUGAGGAUGCUGUCCGAUUUCCUCUCAGAACAAGUCUUUGUCCAGGGACUCAAUAGUUACCUCAAACACUUUGCCUACAGUAACACAGUAGGAGAUGACUUGUGGCACCAUCUACAAAUGGCGGUGAAAGCCAAUAAUGUUUUACUUCCUUGCCCAGUACGGGAAAUCAUGAACCGCUGGGUGCUCCAGAUGGGCUUUCCUGUGGUUACCAUAGACACAACUACAGGAAAGUUAUCCCAGAAGCACUUUCUGCUGGAUCCAGAGUCUUCUGUAACAGUCAAAUCACCUUACAACUAUGAGUGGCUGAUUCCUGUCAGGUGGAUGAAGAGCGGUGAAUUCCAGAGAGAUAUCUGGUGGCUGAUGGAAAAAGAAGCGGUAAACUUGGAGAUGAGGAGAGGUGGUUUGUGGGUUCUGGCCAACAUCAAUAUAACCGGAUAUUACCGGGUAAACUAUGACCAUGGAAACUGGGAAAGCCUCUUUGCUCAGCUUAUUUCAGAGCACCAGGUUAUACCAGUGAUAAACAGAGCCCAGCUUGUGGAUGAUGCUUUCAAUUUAGCCAGAGCUCAGAUGGUCUCCACUACUCUUGCUUUGAACGCAACCCUCUAUCUGUCUGUGGAGACAGAAUACAUUCCCUGGCAGUCUGCUCUGGAUAAUCUGGACUAUUAUUACCUGAUGCUGGAUCGUACGGAGGUCUAUCAGCCUAUGCAGGACUACAUAAAAAAGCUAGUCACUCCACUCUUCCUGUACUUCAAAAACAUGACAUCCGACUGGACCCAUGUUCCUGAUAGACACACUGACCAGUACAACCAGGUGAACGCCAUCCGUAUGGCCUGCAGGACUGGAGUAAGAGAAUGCCAGAACCUGACCACCAAAUGGUUCAAACAAUGGAUGGAGACCCCUCAAACCAAUUUGUUGGUCUAUUUUAUGUAUAAUUUAGUCAUUUCCCUUUUUUUAGUUAAUCAAUUUGUUAACUUCAACUCUCUUGUCAGGAUUGAACCGAACCUGCGUUCAGCAGUGUACUGCAGUGCCAUGGCAGCAGGUGAUGAAGCAGAGUGGGAGUUUGGCUGGUCACAGUUCAAAAAAGCUACUGUAGCCAGCGAGGCCAGCAAACUCAUGUCGGCACUGGCCUGUACCAGCAACAAACAACUGCUGGAAAGGUAUCUGUCUUAUACCUUAAACUCAGCUAUGAUCCGCAAGCAGGAUGCUACCUCCGUCAUCACAUCUGUCGCCAGCAACAGAUUGGGACAGAGUCUGGCAUGGGACUUUGUCAGGGAACAGUGGGAAUACAUGUUCACACAAUAUGGGGUUGGUUCUUUCUCCUUUGCCUCUAUGAUAAGUGGGGUCACUGCAAGGUUCUCUACACCUGCUGAACUACAACAGCUGGUGGAGUUUGAGGAGAAGCACAGAGCAGCAGGGUUUGGAUCUGCCACACUGGCUGUGGAGCAGGCCUUGGAGAGGACCAGGGCUAACAUCAACUGGCUGCAAAAGAACAAACAGGAAAUCUUGGACUGGUUCAACAGUCAGACUAGACUUUAGAUUCACAGAAAACACUGGCAUAGCCAAAAAAGCG
This is a messenger RNA of Etheostoma cragini (Arkansas darter), 3188 nucleotides long. Its product is annotated as aminopeptidase N-like. Gene Ontology annotation, biological process: proteolysis; peptide catabolic process. The coding region runs from base 251 to 3154 and encodes 967 amino acids. Gene Ontology annotation, molecular function: peptide binding; zinc ion binding; metalloaminopeptidase activity. Gene Ontology annotation, cellular component: cytoplasm. The transcript has 22 exons. The record is from RefSeq and is a predicted model, not a curated record. NCBI's taxonomy places the organism in Eukaryota, Metazoa, Chordata, Actinopteri, Perciformes, Percidae.